GGUUUGCAACAUACGUUGCCGAGCCUCAGUGGGUAUGCAUCUGCUCCGCCGCCCAUCUGUACCUUGUUCGGUGCAUUCAGUAAUAUUCCGCAAUGGGAUUAAGUCCAACCUUCACAAGCAAAUGAAGAGCUUCUUCCCUGCCUGCAUCCACGUGGCCAUUUCCCUAAUACCCCCACCUUUGCCGCACGUCUUCGCCUCUGCUUCGUAGACAUUGCUGAUCUCCCCCACCAUUCCUGAUAAAUAAUUUUGACGGGAUCGGACACCUCGGCGACGGACGGCUUCAACGUCACACAACUUAAGGUCUCAGAUAAUUUGCAGUAGGCCUAGCGCGCACCUAGUUCCAUUUCCAAAUCAUCUUCCACCUUCGAUCUCUUCUAUCUAGAGACAUGAGCGUUCCUACAUUGGUUCCUCCGGAGGACGAAGGCUC
Molecule: messenger RNA, 427 nt
Organism: Cantharellus anzutake
Lineage: Eukaryota; Fungi; Basidiomycota; Agaricomycetes; Cantharellales; Hydnaceae
Exons: 2
Coding region: 35-208 (57 amino acids)
Source: RefSeq, a predicted model, not a curated record